Molecule: messenger RNA, 2706 nt
Organism: Trichogramma pretiosum
Lineage: Eukaryota; Metazoa; Arthropoda; Insecta; Hymenoptera; Trichogrammatidae
Product: low-density lipoprotein receptor-related protein 6-like
Exons: 4
Coding region: 145-2490 (781 amino acids)
Source: RefSeq, a predicted model, not a curated record
CAUCCUCUCGGCGCAUCGCGAGCAGCAGCAGCAGCAGUGUUCAGUCUAGCGCGUGGCUCCGACCCGAAAACGUUGGCAAACAAGAUAUAGUUUGUAUACACGAAUAAAAGACAGCAGUAUUCAAACAACAACAAUAACGACAACAUGAGUCUGGGCGCGGAGGUGGACUCUUGGGACGACAUCGAGGUGUCCAAGUCCGAGGACGUGCGCGACUUCAAUCAGCCGCAGACGGCGCCGAGCUAUCACCGAAGCGCGAAGAAGUCGUACAUACCGCAGCGUGCGUACAGGAAGUACCUGACGAAUCCCUGGAUCGUCGGGGUCGGUGUCGCUUUACUAGCUGCGAUUCUAAUUUUGAUAAUAGUCCUCAGCACAGUGACACUGGGCAGCGACGGUACAGAACCUUCGGAGCUGAGACCCAAGCCCGGCGGCACCAUCCGCGAUGGCCUGUAUCUCUUUGGCAACGGUAGCCUGUGGAACGCCUGCAUCAACGAGACCAACAACAACGGAGGCGAGGCUGUGCUGCGUCGCGUGCGCCAAGCCGAGGACACACCCUACGACUUCCUCGACUCGGCCACGACGAUCUUCGGCGUCAACAAUUCCAUCCUCUCCGUGUCCAGCAACAACGAUGACUCGGCCGCCGAGGUGCUGUUCCAGGACCCGAGAUUCCAGCCGCAGUCGGUGGCGGUGGAUCGGCUCACGGGCAAGGUCUACGCCCUGGACAAGCAGGCCGGCACUCUGCUGGUCGUAGACGUGGCCAGUCGCAAUUUCACGAUACUGAUGUCGGAUCUGCUGGCGCCCCACGAGAUCGUCCUCGAUCCGGCCCGAGGCGAGAUGUUCGUACUGCAGUUGGCGACUUCGAUCGUUCGGGCCAACAUGGACGGCAGCGCGCGUCGCAACAUCGUCAGCUACAUGAACAUCAGCGCGCUGGCGAUCGACCGGGGCCGGCAGCGGCUCUACUGGAUCAACGACGACAGACAGAUCCAGAGCGCCGAUUAUCACGGCAACGACCGGGUGACCCUCUUCACGGACCACACGAGGAUCGCGAGCCUGGCCGUGCACGGGGACAGGCUCUACUGGCUGUGGCCGGCCACCGCCGGAGAAUCGAGCAACAACUCGACCCUGUGGCGAUGUCGGCUGUCCGCGAACGACACCUCGGCCUGUAGCGAGCACACCGUCCAGCCGAUUCCAGGCCUAAGCAACGUCACGUCCAUCCGGUCGUUCUCGUCUCCUCCCUCCAGCACCAACGCCAGCAGCAAUCAUCCCUGCUCCGUGCAAAACGGCGGCUGUCAGCAACUCUGUCUUCUAUCGUCACCGAGCCGGGCCGGCCGUAGCUGCGGCUGCUACCUGGGCCAUCGUCAGAAAUCCCAGGACUCGCGCGGCUGCGAGCCCGCCGACGUGUUCCUCCUCUACGUGGCCAACUCGUACGCCCGUGCCCAACUGGCCGAGGAGAGCUUCGGCUGGGCAGGCGUCGACGUUAUACUGCCCACGAAAUUGAGCCUACGGCCGCUCCAGCGCAAGAGCGUGCUCGACUUCGAGUACGACUGGUUCAACGAUGCGCUGUACUUCAGCGACGACUCCAACAUCUACGCGACGAGUCUCAGGGGCUGGAGCGAGCAGAGGACUUUGUUGACGGUGGCGAGCGGCUACUACUACGAGGACAUGGCCUACGACUGGGUGUCGGGCAACGUCUACUACACCGAGGCGUCGCUGAGUCCGGGCAACAAGCACCGACUGAUGAUGUUCAGCGAGCGCAAUCCGCGCGAUUAUCGGCGCACCGUGGCGAGCUUCAACUACUACGACGAGUUCGGCGUGAAGGGCGCCCCGUACUCGACGCUGAUGGACUCGAUACGCGGCGUGCUGUACUUCUCGGCGGCGGACACGAGCGGACGCGACCGCGUGCGCAACAUCUACGAGCUGGCGGAGAACGGCACGAGGCUGGACGGCCGGCUCACGGCCAAGUACGUGCACGAGCAUCGCAUCCUGGCGCUGGACCAGUCGGCCGGCCGCAUCUACUGGAUCUGGGAGGCGGAGCGGAAUCGGGCCACGCUGAAGUGGACGGAGACCCGGGAGCCGGGCGUGGUGACGCGCCGACUCGACGUGGACGUGGACGAGCCGCUGCGCAGCGUCGGGGUGCAGGGCGACUGGCUCUACCUCGGCACGGCGCGCAAGAUCAGCCGCGUGAACAAGGACACGGCCGAGGACGCCGAGCGUCUGGUGCCGCGCUACGUCGAGCGCGCCGGACUGAUCAUCAGCGGCGGUCCGUACGAGAGAUCGAGCCAGGACAUCGACGGUUUUCGCGUGAUCGACGUGUCGAGGUCGUUCGCCGGCCAGGCCGAAUUUUUGAGGGACAUCUGCGCCGAGUCGAGGUGCCAGCAGAUCUGUUACGCGGGCGACAGGUCGCAGGAUCUCCAGGCGAUGACCAAGCUGACGGAGCCGAGCUGCGACUGCGCGGAUAAUCUGAGACUGAGCGAGGACGGAGCUUGCUUUUGAGGAGCAGCUGGCGGUGGUGGUGCUGCUGCGUUGUGUGUAUAUAUUUUUUGUCGGUAGAUCGUAAGAAUAAUAAAAAAGAAAAGAAAUAUAUAUUUUUGGGAUGUUGCAUUUUAUUUUUCAAAAUCUUUACAAAUUAUGGUAAUUUGAAUGUAAUCGUUACGCACGAUAUUCUUUAUGAUUGAUUGUCGGAUAAAGUAUAAUAAAUUACUUUUUAAU